AUGGCUCCUCUUUGUACCUAUUCUCUGUCACUUGACUUCUUGAAUUAUGCUAACGACGUGCAGGUAUCUAUAGUAUCAAUUGGUAACACGGUUCAAUGCUACCUCACCACGAACUAUUCCGAGCAAGUCUAUCUCGGUCCGGCGCCCACACCAGGGCAAGCCUAUCCUCCUAAAUCCCCUACCACGCCUCUCUCAUCGCGAACAUUCGGUACAUGGACUUUGAUUCAAUCCAUGGUGCGAGCAUACGCUGCCUACAACAUUUCAAAUCCGCAGAUUUACCAAAUGGCAUAUUUGACAUAUGUCGUGGCAUGGCUCCAUUUCAUGUCUGAGUGGUGGGUUUUCAAGACGGCAAGAUGGGGAAGGGGAUUGAUGUUCCCUGUUUUGAUCGCAAACGCAACUUUGGUCUGGAUGUGGAAACAACAUGGGUUUUACGUUCAGUAA
This is a messenger RNA of Glarea lozoyensis ATCC 20868, 441 nucleotides long. RefSeq lists its product as uncharacterized. Gene Ontology annotation, molecular function: protein-macromolecule adaptor activity. Lineage: Eukaryota; Fungi; Ascomycota; Leotiomycetes; Helotiales; Helotiaceae. The record is from RefSeq and is a predicted model, not a curated record. Gene Ontology annotation, cellular component: endoplasmic reticulum; membrane. The transcript has a single exon. Bases 1 to 441 code for a protein of 146 amino acids.